AAGGCGUCGCAAAAGGGAGAAUUGUUUGAGAGCUCAGUCAUCCAAAAACGGCCUUUCAAUGUGAGAACUUGGGGGAGCCGAAGAAAAUGUCGGUGGCAUCGCAGUAAAUUACUAAAGCAGCAAAGGCUUUAGAGGGAAAAGAGAAGCGAAAACUGUUGUGUUUUUUUUUCCUUGGGGGACUUAAACGCAGGAGAGACUCGAAGAGAAGAUCGCCUGGUUAAAACGAGGUGCGAGCGCCGAGCAGUGCAAGUUUUGGGGGUAGUGUAUGGAAGAUGUCUGGAAAGCAAGACUGGACUCCGUGGAUGAAAAAGAGAAGGGCUCCAGUGUUGUGCGCUCUUGGCGCAGUACUGCUGUGCUGCCUGCAGAGCGGCGCUUCACUCACCGACGAGGUGCCGGCGUUCAACGAAGAGCCCACAUCCGUGGUGCAGAAGCUGGGAGGCAGCGUCACCCUGCAUUGCAGUGCCCGUCCCGCCUCCGCCAACAUCAGCUGGCGCCUCAACGGCCAUGAGCUGGUAGACGGAGAUUUGGGUGUAGUGCUGAGGCCCAGCAGCCUGUUCAUCCCGGUUCUCUCCAAUCAGACUCUUGGCAGAUACCAGUGUGUGGCCAGCACCAGCGCCGGAGCCCUAGCCAGUGUGCCUGCUGACGUCACUGCUGCCAAGCUGCGGGACUUUGAGCCCGAUGACCAGCAGGAGAUCGAAGUGGAUGAAGGCAACACGGCUGUUAUUGAAUGUCACCUCCCCGAAAGCCAGCCCAAGGCUCAGGUUCGCUACAGCGUCAAACAGGAAUGGCUGGAAACAUCCAAAGGGAACUACCUCAUCAUGCCAUCAGGGAACCUGCAGAUAGCCAACGCCACACGUGAUGAUGAGGGGCCCUACAAGUGUGCUGCCUACAACCCCGUCACUCAGGAGGUUAAAACGUCCACCUCUGCUGAUCGUCUGCGCAUACGCCGCUCCACAUCAGAAGCGGCUCGGAUCAUUUACCCGCCGGCACCCCGCUCCAUCAUGGUGACUAAAGGCCAGCGGCUGGUGCUGGAGUGUGUGGCCAGUGGCAUCCCAACUCCCCAGGUCACGUGGGCAAAGGACGGGCAGGACCUGCGUCUCCACAACAACACGCGUUUCCUGCUUAGCAACCUGCUUAUCGACGCAGUCGGCGAGGGAGACUCGGGCACUUACGCUUGCGGGGCAGACAACGGCAUCGGCUCGGCCAGCUCUGCCGUGGUGCUCUAUGACGUCCAAGUGUUUGAGCCUCCUCAGGUGAUGGUGGAGCUGCAGCAGCGGGAAGUCGUGUACGGCGACACGGUGCGCUUCAUCUGCCAGGCCCGCGGUAAGCCCGCUCCCUCUGUGAUGUGGCUCCACAACGCCCAGCCGCUCGCCCAGUCUUCUCGCCACCGCCUCACCUCCCGGGGGCUGCGCAUCUCCAAAGUGGGCCCCCGGGAUGACGGGCUGUACCAGUGCAUGGCUGAGAACGGGGUGGGCAGCUCACAGGCCUCCGCUCGCCUCAUCACCGUAUCAACCGGGACUUUAUCCCGAGGGAGGCUGCCUUCCAUGUACCGCCCGCUCAGCCCAGACAAGGUGCUGAGAGAGCAGCCGCCUGUGAGGCCGGGGGUUGCAGGUGCCAUGUUGCCUCUAGACUGCUCAGAAUUUCCAGGGUACAUGCCUGCAGAAGCCCCCAUCAUCCUCAGUCAGCCACGCACAGGCAAGGCUGACUAUUAUGAGCUCACCUGGAAGCCGCGGCACGAGCAUGGACCUCCUGUACUGGAGUAUAUGAUAAAAUACAGAAAGGUGGGAGAACUUCUUGCAGACUGGACCUCCACCAGUAUCCCGGGCUCUCUCCAUAAGCUGACUCUAUCCAAGCUGCAGCCGGACAGCUUGUAUGAGGUCGAGAUGACUGCCAAGAACUGUGCAGGGCUGGGACAACCAGCCAUGAUGACCUUCAGAACCGGCAAAGGUCGCAAAAAUCUGGGAGUGUCAAAUGAUCCUCCAAAGACUCCCUCUGUCCCCUCACCAAGCCUCUCUCCUCCCGAAGCCCCCGACAAGCCCACGGUCUCCACAGCGACUGAGACGUCGGCGUACGUGACUUGGAUUCCUCGCGGUAACCGCGGCUUCCCCAUCCAGUCGUUUCGGGUGGAGUACAAGAAGGUGAAGAAGGCAGGAGAGGACUGGGUGACGGCGGUGGAGAACAUCCCCCCGUCGCGACUCUCCGUGGAGAUCACGGGCCUGGAGAAAGGUACGUCCUAUAAGUUCCGUGUGGUAGCGGUGAACGUGAUUGGUUCCAGUCCUCCCAGCGCCCCUUCCAAGGCAUACACGGUGGUUGGCGGGAGAACACACGAACGCCCCGUCGAUGGACCCUACAUUACCUAUAAUGAGGCCAUCAACGAGACCACCAUCAUUCUCAAAUGGACGUACACUCCAGUAAACAACACGCCCAUCUACGGUUUCUACAUCUACUACCGGCCGACAGACAGCGAUAAUGACAGCGACUAUAAGAAGGAUGUGGUGGAAGGGGACAGAUACUGGCACUCGAUUACGGACCUGCAGCCCGAGACCGCCUACGACAUCAAGAUGCAGAGCUUCAACGAGAAGGGAGAGAGCGAAUUUGGCAAUGUCGUCAUCCUUGAAACAAAAGCUCGUCCUAACUCCCAAAAGCCUCUCCCAUCAGAGACUCCCAUUGACCCUCGGUAUGGACCGCCCGAUGGAGGCGUGCCUCGCCCCGGCGACCUCCCCUACCUCAUAGUUGGCGUUGUCCUGGGAGCCUUCGUCUUCAUUAUUGUCGCCUUCAUCCCCUUCUGCCUGUGGCGGGCUUGGGCCAAACAGAAGCAAACAACCGACAUGUGCUUCCCCGCUGUGGCCGCCCCCGUGUCGUCAUGUCAGUACACCAUGGUUCCUCUUCAGGGACUUGCAUUAGUGGGCCACUGCCCGCUGGAUACUCACAUGACUGCUCCACAUGGCGUGUACCCCGCCAACGGAGAAUACACACCAAAUGGCAAACCUCACCACCCUAAGCACUGCCUGCCAGGCCUCCAGCAGGAUGGUGUGGAUUGUGAUAUGGAGUGUGACACGCUGCUGCAACAGCCCAAUGGACACCUGCCUGUUUACCACUAUUCUACCAGUGGCCCUGAUCAUCCUGAGCACUCCUGCUAUUCUCCAGAUGACUCCACUCUCCAGCUCCUCAACUCCCCACAUCAGCUUUUAAACUCACAGGACGCGGGAGGUGACGGCGGCUUCUGUGGUGGAGACAAAACGGAGGACAUCGCUCCAAAGCCGGCAUCUUUCCCGCUUCUCUCUCUGGAGGACGAAGGGAUUUUCACCACAUCCUCUUCAGCAGCCACAACGCCACAAUCCCAAGAUGCAGCUAUACAGGAAGUGAACAUCCUCCCAAAUGAAGCGUCCCCCGAGGACGAGGGGACGGCCAGCGUGACAGAUGCAUGAGAGACUGUUAAAUAAACCGUAAACAAAAAGAGAGAAAAUAUUUAUUUUUGUAUCACAGAUAUUUAUAUAUUUAUGCUUUUGUACAUAAGUGUCCGAUUAUACUGUAUAUAAGGUUAUUUUCAUAUUGAAAAGAAAGUGACUUUUUAUUCAUAGAUCUCCUCACGCUAUGUCACGGACAAAGGGAGUAGUAUUUUGUCUUUUUGUCUGUCUGCAUUUGAGACCUUUAUUCCUUGUGUGAAGAAGAGUCUGGAGUCUCCAGGGACUUCCUCUCAGUUCAGCACUUCACAACUAAACCCUCCCCACCAAUCAUGUCUUUCCCAGCCUUCCUCCAUCCUUAGUCUGGACCUUUUAGGUACUUAGCUUUACGUACAACAGAAACACAAUCGGACCCAGUCUGAUGCUGUCAAGAGGUGCUGUUUAGCUCUGCGAUAUCACGUUCUCGGUCAUUUCUGUAUAGCGGUAACACAAAUGUAUUAUGCAUUGUUCGUCAUUAACAAACUAUUAACAAGUGUAUGCAACAUAAAUCAUUGUUUCAGUAGUGUACAAGAGAUUAUAUAUUGUAUAGUUUAUUUAUUUUGUUUUGGUAUAUUUUUUUUAAAAUCACUGAAUGGGAGAGAUUCUGGAAAAUGUCUUUAACUCAGUCAUUGAUAAGCUGAACUUUAUACUGCAACCAUUUCUGUGUUUACUUGUUUGCUGGUUACCAAAAGACUGCCAGGUGAGGCUGCUGCGACAGGUGUGUCAGUAUUAUUCCUCCCUCACUGGUCGGUACAUAAGUGUUAGUCUUUGACAGAGACAUCUGCAAUCAAAAUGAAGGAGAUCCUGAAUCUACACUCCCUUUUUUUUUUUUUCUUUUUAAAGUGUAGCUGUUCUGUGGUUGCACAUGCUGGAGCACUAUUGCAUGUAAAUAAAUGCUUAUGAAAUUGA
Messenger RNA from Pundamilia nyererei, 4352 nucleotides. It is a transcript of the gene boc, whose product is annotated as BOC cell adhesion associated, oncogene regulated. Gene Ontology annotation, biological process: axon guidance; nervous system development; cell-cell adhesion. The transcript has 18 exons. Lineage: Eukaryota; Metazoa; Chordata; Actinopteri; Cichliformes; Cichlidae. Gene Ontology annotation, cellular component: axon. The record is from RefSeq and is a predicted model, not a curated record. Bases 273 to 3428 code for a protein of 1051 amino acids. Gene Ontology annotation, molecular function: protein binding.